This is a messenger RNA of Saccostrea cuccullata (small rock oyster), 1276 nucleotides long. RefSeq lists its product as uncharacterized. The transcript is spliced from 2 exons. The record is from RefSeq and is a predicted model, not a curated record. Bases 42 to 1172 code for a protein of 376 amino acids. NCBI's taxonomy places the organism in Eukaryota, Metazoa, Mollusca, Bivalvia, Ostreida, Ostreidae.
AAUGCUCAUCCAUUUUGUGCUAUCGAUUCAGUUCCUUUGCCAUGUUUGUGUUCUACAGACUGGUAGCAUACUGCAUAAGUUCUCUAAGAUGGAGUGUUGCAAAAGAUGAAGAUAAUGAAGGAAGUCCAUGUCUUUAUCAAACAGCGGCAGUGUUUGAUCACAAUGAACACACUGUUGUUGUUGGCAUAUGUAAUGACGAUAUUCAGUUGCAAGUGCUGAGAAUCAAAUCAUUGACCAUAGACAAAGAAGUAUCAUAUGAAAUUGGAAACUCCAUUGAUAAAGCAAUAAAAAAAUUGACAGAAACAUUUAUUGACACAAAAAUAUUCCACAGAGGAUACAAAUGUCAAAACAUUAUUUGUAAUGAGAAAGAUCUAUCUUUUACCGUUUCAAGUGAGCUGUCCAAAAUCAAGGCUAAAGAAAUUCAGUGCAAGUGUCAACUUCGGGAGAAACAUGUGAUAAAUGUACAAAAGACACAGGGAUUCUGGGAAAAGAGAGAGGCGAGUGAUUCCAGUACUCCUGUGGCCUCUGGACAAAACCUAGAAGGCCGGUCUAGAUUUGCAAAACUUGGUAUGGCUACAAAUGAUGUGUUGAAUAAGGCAUACAGAGAUAUUCUAGAAUCAGAAAUUCCUGCAUCUGAUAUUGAGAACAAGGUGGAUUUAUUAUCAAACAAAAAGUUGAAGAGUCUGAAUCUAAAUGCAAAUCAAGAAGAUCAAUUGAAAAAAGCAAAAAAAUCAGGAUAUGAGGAAUUUGAUAUUUCAUUAACAUACAAAUUGAUAAGAAACAUUUGUUCAAAGAUUCCUAAACCAACAAAAGGAAAGUGGGGAGAAGAGCCUGCAGCAGCAGAGGUGAGAGUGGGUGAUGAUAUCGAACGAAUUAGGUCAAUACGAAAUAGACUAACUGCACACGUAAGUUCAGCCUCCAUCCCUCAGACAGAAUUCGACGAUACCUGGUCAGUAAUGUCUGAUGUCUGCCAAAGACUCGAAAUCUUCACUGGUAAAAAGUACGUGGAUAGCCUUAAAGGUAUUCAGAAACUGGCUCUGAAAGAGGAAGGGGAAGAUGCAAUAAAAACUAUCAUAGAAAAGUUUGUCAAGGAUCAACACGAACUGAUGAAGACAGUUGUGUCAGAUGUUCAAGAAUUAAAGUCUCAAAUGUUGACAUUAAAACGAAAUUGAAGACUGGAAGCGGCCGUUCAGAAAUUAUAAUCUUCAUAAAUAGAACGUUUGUAGGACUAGUAAACAAUGAAUUCUGGAACACUUGGUUGAAGAUGUCGGAAAUC